UAUAUAUAUUUAUAACGCCUCUAAUGAUGAAAGAAAGUCACAAAAUACAUGCCACAUGAGUCCUCUUUUCCCUCAAAACUAAAAAGCAGCGUGAGAAACGCACUUGGAAAUUAAAGAAACAAAAAAUUCCAAAUCCAAAGCGCACUUGCUUUGCUUCAGUGCGUACCCACCUCCCCCCCACUUUGCUCAACUUUUCAGCAAAAUACUUUGAAAUUUCCAUCCCAAUACUCUCCUCAUAAUCCCUUCAUUUCUCUCCAAAAUGGCCAUGAUGAACACCAAACCAAAAAAGGCAAUUUCUUCUUCCCACUCCAAUCUUUGUACCACACUCUUUUUCAUUGUCCUCUUCACAAUCCCGGCCCUUUUCCUUCUCCACACCCCCACCACUACCUCAAUCUGCACCGCCUUCGCCGCCUCCCACGCCAAGCCAUGGUCCGGGGACCUCCUCGCGGCCGAGUUUGCGUGGAACCGCCUCGCCUUCUCCGAGCCAAGCCCCCCUCCUCUCCGCCUCAAGAUCGCCGUGUUCUCCCGGAAAUGGCCCGCGGGGACCACCCCGGGCGGCAUGGAACGCCACGCGCACACCCUACACACCGCGCUCGCCCGCCGCGGCCACGAAGUCCACAUCUUCACCUCCCCGCCUCCGUCUCCGCUCCCGCCGCCGAGCGAGGGCGGCGAGAGUCCAUUAAUGAGUCUACCACUUUUACACUACCACGAAGGCGAGCCCGGGCGGUGGCGGUACAACAAGGCGUGGGAGCAAUUCCAGCAACAUGAGAACGACCACGGGCAUUUCGACGUGGUCCACUCCGAGAGCGUGGCGCUUCCUCAUUGGCUGGCGCGUAACGUCGAAAACCUGGCGGUGUCGUGGCACGGCAUAGCUCUGGAGAGCUUGCAGUCGGACAUCGUCCAAGACCUUACGCGCAAGGCCAACGAGGCCAUGUCCCCUGCCUUCAACCAAAGCGUCCGAGGAGUCAUUCCAAAGGUACUGAACGAAAUAAGGUUCUUCCACAACUAUGCUCAUCACGUUGCUAUAAGCGAUAGCUGCGGCGAAAUGCUAAGGGACAUGUACCAAAUCCCCAAUAGAAGAGUUCACGUUAUUCUCAACGGCGUCGAUGAAGAUGACUUUGGGGUUGACAAAAAAUUAGGUCAAGAUUUCAGGUCCAAAAUUGGUGUACCAAGAAACGCUAGCUUAGUCCUCGGUGUGGCCGGGAGAUUAGUGAAGGACAAAGGCCAUCCUCUACUAUAUGAAGCAUUCUCAAUUCUUAUGCAGAAGAGAUCCGACGUGUAUCUCAUUGUGGCUGGAUCGGGCCCGUGGCAGAACCGGUACAUGGACAUCGGGCCCAAUGUCAUAGUAUUGGGCUCCAUGAGCCCAUCUGAGCUCCGAGGCUUCUACAACGCCAUUGACAUUUUUGUGAACCCAACUCUUAGACCACAAGGACUAGACCUUACCCUAAUGGAGGCAAUGAUGAGUGGGAAAGGCGUUAUGGCAUCAAGAUUUGCGAGCAUUAAAGGGAGUAUUGUGGUUGAUGAUGAGUUUGGGUUUCUGUUUGCGCCCAACGUGGAUUCUUUAUUGGAGGCAUUGGAAAGGGCUGUGGAAGAAGGGCCCACAAGGCUGGCCCAGCGUGGGAAAGCGUGCCGCAAUUACGCGUCUUCCAUGUUUACCGCGAGGAAGAUGGCAUUGGCGUACGAGAGGUUGUUUCUUUGCAUUAAAAAUGCUUCAUUUUGUUCCUACCCUUAGCCAUAGAUCUUGUCUAUACAUAUAUAUAUAAAUACACACAUAUCUUUUUCACUUUUGACUUUGAGUUAUUUUUUGUUAUUUUAAUUCCUUUAUAUGGAUUGAUCUCUCUCCAAAAUUUAUAUAAAUCAGUGGUUUGACGCAAGUGCUGUGCACACGUG
Messenger RNA from Morus notabilis, 1890 nucleotides. Its product is annotated as D-inositol 3-phosphate glycosyltransferase. Gene Ontology annotation, molecular function: glycosyltransferase activity. The coding region runs from base 260 to 1732 and encodes 490 amino acids. Lineage: Eukaryota; Viridiplantae; Streptophyta; Magnoliopsida; Rosales; Moraceae. The transcript has 2 exons. The record is from RefSeq and is a predicted model, not a curated record.